Molecule: messenger RNA, 3198 nt
Organism: Haliaeetus leucocephalus (bald eagle)
Lineage: Eukaryota; Metazoa; Chordata; Aves; Accipitriformes; Accipitridae
Gene: LPCAT2
Product: lysophosphatidylcholine acyltransferase 2
Exons: 15
Coding region: 1-1803 (600 amino acids)
Cellular component (GO): endoplasmic reticulum
Molecular function (GO): calcium ion binding; 1-acylglycerophosphocholine O-acyltransferase activity
Source: RefSeq, a predicted model, not a curated record
AUGGGAGAAUGCCACGGUGCGAACGAAUACUGUUUAAAACUGCCGCCUGCUCCGCCGAAACCGCUGCCCUGUCUGACAGGAGCACGGGCGCUGCUGGGGCCUACCUACCCUGCCGCCCGGUCCCGCCGCAGCACCGCGCUUACAGCCCGGUGCCGAGCCGUCAAGGGGCAGCGAGUAGCAAACCUGACGCUCAACAUCCACAGCUCCUGUGCUUUCCAGGAAACGGCACCUAGUAAGAACAGAUCCUUCCCAGUGUGGACAACAAAAAAGACUAUUCUUCAGGGGAUUAUUUUGCUACCCCUCCGUGCCAUAUGCAUUGCAUUCAUUUUACUGCUAGCAUGGCUGUUUGCAUCAAUUGCAACUUUCCGUCACCCUGGAAAAGGAUCUGUGCCGCUGAAAGGAUGGAGAAGGAGGAUGAUCCAGACAACCCUCUCAUGCCUAACUCGUAUGCUGUUCUUCGUAAUGGGUUUCCAAGUUAAAGUAAAAGGGAAAAUAGCAAGUCUACUGGAAGCCCCAAUCUUUGUUGCAGCUCCUCAUUCAAGUUUUUUUGAUGCCAUUAUUUCUGCCCUAACUGGAAUGCCAUCAAUAGUGUCUAGAGCAGAGAACCUGUCAACUCCGGUACUUGGCACCAUUUUAAGUUCCCUUCAGCCUGUAUCAGUUUCUCGUCAAGACCCUGAUUCACGGAAGAAUACGGUCAUCGAGAUAACAAAGCGGGCAUUAUCAAGAGGCCAGUGGCCACAGAUACUGAUUUUCCCAGAAGGCACCUGCACAAACCGAUCUUGCCUGAUCACAUUUAAACAAGGUGCCUUUGUUCCACGAGUCCCUGUGCAACCUGUGUUGCUCCGAUACCCCAACAAGCUGGAUACUGUGACCUGGACAUGGCAGGGCUAUUCAUUAAAAGAGCUGUGCAUAAUGACGGUGUGUCAGCUCUUCACAAGAGUAGAAGUUGAGUUUCUGCCUGUUCAUGUCCCUACUGAGGAAGAAAAGAAUGAUCCCAUUCUUUUUGCCAACAGAGUCCGACAAACUAUGGCAACUGCUUUGAAUGUGCCAGUCACUGACCACACUUUUGAAGACUGCAGACUGAUGAUUUCAGCAGGACAGCUGACUCUACCUAUGGAAGCUGGGCUGGUGGAAUUCACCAAAAUUAGCAAGAAACUCAACCUAAAAUGGAAUCAUGUCAGAGAGCAGUUGGAUACCUUUGCUGCUAUUGCAAGUGCUUCCAAAGGGGGAAGAAUUGGAAUUGAGGAGUUUGCAGAGUACUUGAAGCUUCCGAUUUCAGAUGUCCUCAAAGAGCUGUUUCUACUCUUUGACAGGAAUGGAGAUGGCACCAUCGACUUCAGAGAAUAUGUAAUCGGCUUGUCUAUUCUUUGUAACCCAGCCAACACAGAAGAGACUAUUCGGAUGGCAUUUAAGCUCUUUGACAUGGAUGAGGAUGGCACUAUAAGGGAAGAUGAGUUUGCUUGUAUCAUUCAGUCAGCUCUGGGGGUGCCUGACCUUGAUGUUUCUAUGCUCUUUAAAGAAAUAGAUGCAGAUGAAACCGGGAAGCUGUCCUAUGAGGAGUUCAAGGACUUUGCACUCAAGCAUCCAGAAUAUGCCAAGUUGUUUACUACAUACCUAGAGCUACAGAGAUACCAGUUAGAUAUGUUGGAGGAGGAUGACACUGAGUCACCUGAAGUCAAACACAGUCCAGUUAGAAAGAGUACAGUUCCACUCUCAGAAACAACACCAGUUGCAAGAAAUAAAGUCUGUCCUGAAGGCAAUGAAGAGUGUAACUCAAGUACCUCUGACAAAAAGGAUGACUGAGAAGAGUUAAAGAAUUCAGCUCUUGAAUUCUACAGGAUUUUUUUCCCUAGCUAUUCAUGAGCACAAUUGAUAUAAAAUAGAGAUGGAAGUUACAAUUUUUAAAAAAAAAAAGUUUCUUUUUUUUACUUUCAUAUCAGGAGGAGUUAUUCCUGUUUGAGUCUAAGGGAAAAACCACUGUAACUAUUCUAUCCUUGAUGUCAGUAUCACAAUACUGGGAAUGUUGUUCACUGUCUUCCAAGUUUAUGCUUCCACAAAAGUAACAGAUGUGCUAAGAGAGGCAAGAGGCUCCAGCACUGCAGUGACCUCUCAGAAUGGAGACUGAGGCGUCCACUUGCGUAAAAACAAGUGGAAUUUUUGGUGCUGCUCAAUUCCUCUACAUCCCCAACAUGUCUUAAGGGGAAAAAAUGAUGCCAGAGUGUUUUAGUUUGCAGUAUCCCUUAGCCUUUCUCAAGUUUCUGAGAGACACAAAUGAGUUACAAGAAGCUCAGAGUUGAAGCUGGUGUUUUCUUUCAGCUGUCCUUAGAUUUCCUUAACUACUUGUGAACUAUAAAGCCUAAGCUUCUGAACAAGACAUGCUGAUUCACUGAUGUUAACAGAAACAGCUUUAGGCUUAAAGGCUAGUUAAAGAUGGAAAUGGCUGCACUUCUAACAACAAAAAACUAAUUGGAAUUCCAAGAUAGCAGCUCACAGUCUACAGGAAAAUGCAGACAAUAAGACCCAAGAAUUAAUGGACUAUUUCAAAAUAAAUAGAAUGUUGUUUACAGUAACAACUGUUCAGGAUCACAUUAGGAGGAACAUUUCAAACUUCAGCAUAUUUUUAUUCUAGUAAUUAUCAACAGAGGAAUGUGACCUUGCUCUGCAAAACUUAAAAGGCAAAUACGCUGUCAAGCCAUAGUUCUAGUAGUUAGUAUCUCCUCUAAAGUUGUCUCCUAGAAACGAUGUUUGCAUUACUGUGCCAUUACUCAAUGUGUUCUUAGGGUUUAAUUCAAAACCAAGCUCUUUCUAGUCAAUGGUUUGAGUAUGUUUUGCCUCAGUCCCCUCUAGUGCACUGGAAAUUGGGCCUUCACCUUUUUCCAUCCUUCAUCUGAAUGCACUUUAUGCAAUAUUUAAAAUAUAUAGGUAUUUAUGCAAAUACUUCUAAAUAAAAACUUGGAAGGGGUGGAGUGACAGGGUAUUUUCAAAUUAAAACUGAGAUGAGCAAAGCCUAGAAUGUCUAGUACCAAAAAUAACCAAUUUUCAGCAGGUGUUCAUAUGUGAAAUGGUAACCUCUGCCUCUGAAGUUACUGCUUGCACUGUCUGGCUGCAAGCUUAUUGCCAUAUUUAAUCUUUCUGUGUUAAUAAUUGUGCCUAUCCUGAUGUUUCAUGUGCUUAAAAUAAAUCUAUAUUUUUAAAAGA